Thecamonas trahens ATCC 50062 is the source of this 3486-nucleotide messenger RNA. RefSeq lists its product as uncharacterized. Gene Ontology annotation, molecular function: protein binding. Lineage: Eukaryota; Apusomonadida; Apusomonadidae. The transcript has a single exon. The coding region runs from base 1 to 3411 and encodes 1136 amino acids. The record is from RefSeq and is a predicted model, not a curated record.
AUGGCGGCACCGGACAACGGAGCCAACCUCAGUCUGGAGGACCAGAACAAGGCCAACUUGUCGAACAUUCUGCAACACUUGCGCAAUGCGCGGCGUGAGGGCAACGUGGCCGACCAGGUGGCCAACUGCGGCUUUGCAGGCCGGCACCACCUCCGUAGAAACAAGCCGCGCGAAGCGCUACCAUACUUUGUAGAACAGCUGAGGCUGGCGGCGAGUCCGCUAGACACAGCCUGGGCUCACCGCGCCAUUGGCUCGACUUACGCUGCCCUGGGUGACUUUGACAAGGCGUACGCGAGCCACGAGUCGGACGCGGCUGCGGCCGCGGGCCUCGAGCCCGUCUUUGACGACCCGGGCACCGGCGAGCCGUCGUGUCGCGAGCUGGAAGAGUUCCGUGCCGCGGUUGCCAUGGGCAAGUCGGCACAAGCGCAGUACGACGCAGCCGAGACCGCCGCUGAAACUAGGGCCGCGUCGGCCCGUGCUCUCGCUGCGUUUGAGGCCGCGCUCACACUUGCUCGCUCUCUACCGGCGCCGGCGACGAUCCCGGCGGCUGAAAAGGCCAAGCACAUGAUCCGGGUCCUCGUCGAUCUGGCCAACGCGUAUGCAGAGGCCGGAAGAUAUGACGCUGGCAUCGCUGCUGCUGCCGAAGCUGUCGAGCUCUUUACCUCGCUUCCGCGGCGAGUCGACGACGGCGGCGAGUACUGCUCGCUCGGCUCCAUCACCUACUCGGCGUUUGGCUACGUCAACCGCGAACUGCGGCCGGAGCAAGCCAUCGUCGCGUACCAAAAGGCCCGUGAUCUCGCGAGCACGGUCGUUUUCACUCCACAGGGCAAGCGGAAGAAGGCCGAGGGCGCCUUGGCCAUCGCCGACAUCCACGCCUCGAUGGGCCAGUGCUACAUGGUGCUCCGAGACUACGCCUCGGCUGGCCGCGCCUUUAACGAGGAGCGCAAUGCUGCCGAGCGCGUUUACCGCAAGGACCUCGGCCAUCCGCGGGUCACCGUCGCUCGCGACAACUACGCCGCCGUCCAGACCGCCCGUGACUACACUGAAGCCCUGCCGAAUCUCAAGGAGCGGGCCGCAGCCUCGGGUGCCAUCGCCGACAUCCUCGUCUACCUCAGCCAUCUGCUGUUUUUGGGCAUGCACGCCGACGCUCGUGACGCCGCUGCCCCGCUCGCCGAGCAGUACAUGGCGGCGCUGCCGGGCCCGCUUGCCCACGUCAGCCACGCAUCCGGAGCCGAGCUCCUGGACCUCUACGCUGCCGCACUCUCCAAGCUCGGCUUGCACAACGAGGUUGUCCGUGUGCGCAAGGCUGAGCUCACUGCUGCGCGCGCGCUUGACUCGAGCGACAGAGCCGUCGCGCUCGCCCUCUGUAACCUCGGCGUAGCCUACGACGACGCCGGAGCCAGUGUCGAGUUGACCGAGGACACCCACGUCCAGGCACUCAAUCUUGCGCUCCAAGCCGGUGAUCUCGAGCUCGCUGACAUGGUGUUCAACAAUCUGGAAGAGUUCUACUUUGCUGCAAACCCAAAUCACCCGCGGCUCGACUCGCUGCUGGCACGCCACAAGCAGGCUCUCGGCCUCGGCGUCCUCUCGCAGCCAGUGCCCGCCCUCGAUGAGCUCUGCCCUCCGCGCGAUCUCACGCCACCGCCGCCGCCGCAAGUGGAGGCACCGCGACCAAAGCGUCGCCGCCCGCCGCGCCGCGGACAGAUCACCACCGGCGGUCACACCAAUGUCAACGGUGUCAUCGCCGAGCUGGCCGACUCGGAGUCGUCGUCUGGCGAGGAACGACCAGCCAAGCGGGCUCGCACGCCGCAACAUAUCGCACCGCCAGCUGGCCACCUGCCACGCGGCCGCCAGUCGCCAAAGACUCGCAUCCGUAUCUCAACGUUCUCGCCGAGCUACGACUACCCCAUCCAUCAUGCUUACAGCGAUGACGACGGCGACGUUGCAAACUCAGACGUGGGGAACGGCGGCGAUGAUGAGCACCGAGUCGAGCCCACCGUUGGCGGUCAGUCGUCUCCUGCGGGACCUCGCCCGCCGCCGCCGCUGCGCGUCAAGAUCCAGUUUCCCGGCCCGAACCACACGCUCCUCCUUGCCUUUGACUCGCAAUCACCAGUCUCGAUCCGCGAGGCCAUGGAGCUCGCCGCCACUCGGUACCGCGCCAUCCACGGCCGGCUGCCGAUCAUAAGCGCGCUUUUCUUCGAGACUGCGCAGCUGUGGCCAGACGACGAGCUGCGACACGUAGUGCAAAUCGAACCACCGCCGCUUCUCUCCGCCCGCGUGGCCUCUUACACCGACGUCCCUCUCACCGAAGUGUAUAUGGGGGGCUCGAGUGAGGUAAGGGCCCGACUGCACGAGUGCGACAACGCCGGCGGCGCGCGUCUGGAUCUGAGCAAUCUCAACCUGGCCGAUGCACAAGUAAGCAGCAUGCUGCCUCUUCUCGCUCGUCGUGACUCGCUCACAGCACUCGAUCUCUCCGGCAACAUCCUCGGCGACGUGACGAUGACACGGUUGGCGCCAGUGGUGACAACGUUGCCUCGGCUGAGCGCGCUCAGCAUCUCCUCGAACGUUCUCGGUGCAAAGGGCCUUUCGGUCCUGUGCAAGGCGCUCAUGGCCGCAGAUGGGCCGCCGCUGGCGGCGCUUGACGUCAGCCACAACGCUGCAGCUGUGCGCGAUAGGCCGACAGUGAUGUCGCAGAUGGUACGGUCGCUCGGCUUUGCGCUCGGCGCGUCGGGCCAGUUGUCGGCCUCGCUCACGUCGCUCGACCUUUCCAACCUCUCGCUUACUCCUGACUUUUGGUCAGAGCUCGCAGAGCCGCUAGCCCGGCUACCAGCUCUCGUCAGUCUCGCCGCUGGCUUUAACGUCUUGGGUCUGGGCAACGCGCUCCAGACUCUUCUCGCUGCUGCAGCGGGCACCGAUUCGGGCCUGGCCGCACUCAACACGCUGCGGCUUCCAGGGUUGGCCCCGAGCUUCACCCCACCGUUUGGCAGGAGUGCCACCGACGCCGACGAGCGUGCCUUUGAGGAGCUCGGGUCAGGGCUCGAGCUCCCGCACACACUCCACACGCUCGACCUUGCCAGCAAUCGACUCGACGGGCGCGGGCUAGCCGCGCUUGCGCCGCUGCUGCAGCGUGCCGAGAGCGUGACAGCGCUUGACAUCUCGGGCAACGAGCUGUGCUCGCUUCCGGACCUCCUCGCCCGCCUCCCGCCCAACCUCAUCCGGCUCGACGUCCGCGACAAUCCGCUCGUCGCUGGAUCCGACGAGGUGGUGCACAGGACAAUGUUGGGCAUGGUGCUGAGCAGCAAGGCGUAUCCACAGACGAUUGUGGUCGACGCAGGCUGUGAACUCGUGACUGCCACGCAGCAGGCACUGCCGCAGGCGGAACGAUCCCGGAUUGUUGUAGCCGAGCUGUAGAUGGCUCCUGCUCACUGCAUGCGCAUGAUCUCAACAAUCGACUUGCGGAGAAGGCGGGUGGCCGGGAGUGCCGCG